This is a messenger RNA of Bursaphelenchus xylophilus (pine wood nematode), 2163 nucleotides long. The record is from the annotation of a GenBank genome assembly. NCBI's taxonomy places the organism in Eukaryota, Metazoa, Nematoda, Chromadorea, Rhabditida, Aphelenchoididae.
AUGAAAGAAAGGGAGAGGGGAAAGAAGGAGAGAAAGAGAGCGUUCCAUCCCGUUCCAAUCGGUUCCAUCCCGCUCUCUAUUGUGGUCGGUGGUCACAAUGUUCUCUUGCAAUUCCACUAGUAUUUUUCUUAGUUUAUGUGAAUUUAUCGAAAGUAAUCUGAAAAGAUUUUAUCAGAUUUUUUGUGAUCUUGUUCUAUUUUUUGCAUUAACUCCCCAGAUUUUUCCUUUAUUGAAAACUAAAGUCAUACCGAUGUUAAUUUUUAUUCUGUAGUUUUACAUUGGUUGGGUUGUUUCAGAAUCCCUGUUGACGCUCCAAACAUCGCGCGAUCUGUUUUUGGAAUUGUUUUUUGAGGCACUGAACGAGGUUUUGGAGGGAACGCGGCGAUUCGGUUUUUAUGCAUUUUUUGAGGGUAAAGAACGCGCUCUUUUCUGAGUCGGAAAGAGUUUUUUCUUCAUUCUCAUUUCUCAUCCACUUUUCGGCUGUCCGGUCUCCCUGAGUUGGCCUUCGAACCCAGUUCAUUUACGACUAGGACUAAAAUAAUUUUUAGUUCACACAUUUAAUCGGGACGUCGAUGUUUUUAAAGUAUAUUUUACAUUUUUAAAAAUUACUCUUUCAGGUUUUUGGAAUAAAAAUGCGCGAGAUCGUUCACGUGCAAGCUGGUCAGUGCGGAAAUCAGAUCGGUAACAAGGUAAGGUAAUUCUAUAAUGCUUUUGUAUUGAUUCAGUUCUGGGAAGUGAUUUCCGAUGAACACGGAAUCCAGCCUGAUGGAACCUAUGCUGGUGAAUCCGAUCUCCAACUUGAGAGGCUCAACGUUUACUACAAUGAGAUUGGAAACAAGAGGUUCGUUCCUCGUGCCGUCCUUGUCGAUUUGGAGCCAGGGACCAUGGAUUCGAUCCGGUCUUCCCAAUAUGGAGGUCUCUUCCGCCCCGAUAACUUUGUGUUUGGUCAAUCUGGAGCCGGAAACAACUGGGCCAAGGGACAUUACACUGAGGGAGCCGAGCUCGUAGACAAUGUUCUUGAUGUCGUUAGAAAGGAGGCUGAGGGGUGUGAUUGUUUACAAGGUUCGUAUAUUUUCUGAAUAUGUUUUCUACAAAUCUUAAUAUUUCUUAUCUGGUUUGUGUUUUAGGUUUCCAAUUGACUCACUCUCUUGGUGGUGGAACUGGCUCUGGAAUGGGAACUCUCCUCAUCUCGAAGAUCCGUGAGGAGUACCCCGACAGAAUCAUGUCUUCCUUUUCCGUUGUCCCAUCUCCGAAAGUGUCGGAUACCGUUGUGGAGCCUUACAAUGCCACUCUUUCCGUUCAUCAGCUGGUUGAAAACACGGAUGAGACUUACUGCAUUGACAAUGAGGCUCUCUAUGACAUUUGCUUCCGCACUUUGAAGUUGACCAAUCCCAACUACGGAGAUUUGAACCAUCUGGUGUCGAUGACCAUGUCCGGGGUGACCACUUGCCUUCGUUUCCCCGGGCAAUUGAAUGCUGAUCUCCGAAAGUUGGCUGUGAACAUGGUGCCUUUCCCUCGGCUCCACUUCUUUAUGCCUGGAUUCGCUCCCCUUUCGGCCAAAGAAUCUGCCGCUUAUCGUGCUUCAACUGUCGCUGAAUUGACCCAACAAAUGUUUGAUGCCAAGAAUAUGAUGGCCGCUUGUGAUCCACGUCACGGACGUUACCUCACUGUCGCUGCUAUCUUCCGUGGACGCAUGUCGAUGCGUGAGGUAGAUGAUCAGAUGAGCAGUGUCCAGAACAAGAACUCUUCUUACUUUGUUGAAUGGAUCCCAAAUAAUGUGAAGACUGCCGUUUGUGAUAUCCCCCCUCGAGGACUGAAGAUGUCGGCUACUUUCAUUGGCAACACCACCGCCAUUCAGGAACUCUUCAAGAGAAUCUCCGAACAGUUCUCUUGUAAGUUAUAUUGACGACCUUUUUAUUUUGUAUAGGUAAUGUCAUUAUGAGGGGGAAACGUCUUUAUCAUUAUAUGUUUGUAUUUUCAGCUAUGUUCCGUCGCAAGGCUUUCCUGCAUUGGUAUACUGGAGAAGGUAUGGAUGAGAUGGAGUUCACUGAAGCCGAAUCUAACAUGAAUGAUCUCAUCUCUGAAUAUCAACAAUACCAAGACGCAACUGCCGAGGAUGAAGGAGAAUAUGAAGCUGAACUCCAAGAAGGAGAAGAGGAGUAG